AUGACACUAAGAACACCGCGGCGUCGCAUAUCACCACGUACAAAGCAAAGAUACCGCGCUAUAAAGAACUUCCUACGUAAGGCUUUAGGCACUUCAUCCCGUCGAGAUACUUUGACGAAUUCAACGCUAGGAGUCAGUGUUUCAGAUUUGAAAAAUAAAAUAGAAUGUAUAGAGCAGCAAUUGGACAGAGUUAGCAAACACUGUCAGGAUAUAGCGACACUCGAGGAGACAUUUAGAAAAGAGUCAGUCAACUUAGCAAAGCAAGGAAAUCUUGAAGUUGAAGUUCAAAAACCUGGAAAAUCUAACAUAACUCUUAAAAACUUGGAAACUAAUCUUUUAUAUAAAAAUUCGAGUAAGGUAAAUCAAAAAUAUAAUAAAAAUAAUGAUAUUAAUGAAAGAAGCCACAAUGCUAAACGAGACAUGAACUCUUGCGAAUCGGCCAUUAGUAACAAUGCUACUCUUAAAACAAAGAACAAAAGAAACAAAAAAUCUGGUGGAGUAGAACCGGACCAAUAUUACGAGCACCAUUAUAUCAAAAGUAAAAAUGACAAAAUAUCGCGAGUGUAUUCAACAAGUAGCUUUCACUCAUUGGAUAGCUCCAAACAUAGAGAUUACGUCAACCCUAGCUGUUCAAGUCACCGACAAAAACAACGUCGAAAGAAAGAAUACAUAGAAGAUGCUAUACCAAUGAAUCACAAAUAUGAAAAAUAUGAAAGAAGUAAUAAAAAUCGACGAAAUAAACGCGAAGUAACAAGUUAUGAUGAGGAGUUUAUAGCUGAUAUAAUUGAAAGGCAAUAUAAACCUGUAAAGUUAUUUGGUAAACGACAUUCAGAUUUCAGUCAAUUCUCUGCACCAGUUUGCCGUGAUCAAGAAUUUAGAAUACGACAUGAUAUCCAAGAAGGUAGUGAGCUGUGCUCUUGUUGCUAUGACGAUAAUAGAAGAAGAAAGCACCGGUACAUUAGAAAUAAUGAUUUAAGUGAUAUGAGAAGUAUUUGCGAUACUCGACUAUACAGUUCGAAUGAAAAUCACAAUAAGAAAUGUAGACGAUAUGUUCACGAUUACAACAAUUCAGCCUUUUACGAUGUUGUUCCGGUAAAAGAAAAAUCAAGUCCAAAGUCCAGACAUAAAUUUGUAGAUGACAAUAAAAUGAUAUAUCAUUUUAAGGAAGUACCACCGUCACCAAGAACUCAGAGACCGCGACUUAAUUUAAAAGUACACAAUUAUGAUGAAUAUGAAAACAGUCUAGUCGAUCUAAGACCCCGAAGUGGAAAAAAGUUAGAAUCUCUUGAGAAUUAUAAGCAAACAGUAGAUGAAUAUGACAGCGAAACAUCGGCAAGGUUGCAGCAACCACAAAAUAUACGAAACGAACAUUUAGUAAAAGUUAAUACUCAGAAAUCUUUACAAGUUCAUGAACAAAUAGAAACUAUGAGUAGUUUCAAAGUUGAUCCCAUAAACAUAUCAAACAAUGAUACUACUAUAAAUACUCAAGCUACGGACUUCAGUGUUCAUAAAACAGAUAAAACUCUUGGUGAAAUUAAAAAUAUUUUACAAAGUUUUUUAAUCGAAAUAAAGAAAGAAUCGACGAAUGAUGAAAAAUCAAAUGUCACGAAUAGAAUUGAAAACAAAACUACGAGUGAUAUUCAGAAUGGAACCAAAGUAAAUGGAAAUAUGAUUCCAAAUAAUACACCUAACAUGGAGAAUAACAACCAUAACGUGGGGAAUUGCGGUAUGCCACCAUUUCUACCAACGUUUCCAAGUCCUUGUUGCUACCCAAUUAUUCCCAUAUGUCCUAUGAACUGUCUUCAAAGUGGCUACAUGUUACAUAAUCCAAGUUUCACAUGCAUGGCAUGUGCGAGGAAUUCAAAAGAAAAUAUUUGUCACGAAAAAGAUAGUCACAAUAACAAAAGCAAUCCAUCCGAAGUGAAGCCUACAGAUGAAACUCAAGAACUUAUUAAAGAAAUUUACAAAUUUGUUUCGCAAAAAUCAAAAACACCUUCAAAAGUGGGCGAAUAUUCUCCUAAGAAUGAGGGCAGUGGAUGUGAAAUGCGUAAUGUAAAUAAAAAUUUAUUAACAAAUAGAAGUGUGGGUAGCACCAAAGCCUUUAAGCAUGACGCUAAUGUUGGAACACCAAAUAUGAAUUGCCAUUCUAAGAGCUGCGAGGCCAUUGGAUCGAGAAUACCUUCAGAAGGUUACACGACCAACGCCAGCUAUUCUGAUACAGUAUUAGACAAGUUAAGUUUAGAAGCUUCGCAAUCCUCCACAGAAUCUGAUGUCAGUACUGAGCAUCCUAAGAAAAAGGGUAAACAAAGUCCGUUUAAAAAAGUGCUGAAAUCAUUGCGGCUGUUAAGGAGGAAAAGAGAUGUUAUUGAAGAAGAAACUGAGAAUGAAAGCGCAGUAGAAGUCAAUGUUAAAUCGAAACCACCAUUUAAACAACAUAUAACAAACUAUUCAAUGCACGGACAGGAGUAUUUCCACCCACCACCGAUACCAGAACAGUGUUGCUGUCCACCACAUGUGCAUAAACACCCUUACAAUCAUGAUGACAGAGACUCUCGAAAUAUUCCGCAACAUCGAAUGCCUAACGAAUUCCAUGAUAACUGUAGACAAUUUUAUGAUCCAAUGCUUCCAUCACAUCGACAUCCAAAAAACCAUCAUCCUUCUCCAUUAUAUCCUAAUUAUAAUCCACAAUAUAACCAACUCCACUCUCCCCAAGUCCCUUUGUGUCUCAAGGAAAUCGAAGUAAAAAGUAUAGCUACUCAAAGUGAGCGAAAAAUGUCCAUAUUUCAUAGAUUUGCCAAAAAAAUACAGCCCCCGAUUCGACAAGAUGCAACUCAGCAGUUUUCUGCACCUCCGGUUCAGAACAAACCUACAUUAUGGAAAAGUCUGCAAGAAAAGGCCAAACUUCAGAAUCCAGAUCCAAUGUCAUUUUCUCUAAAAACUCAAAAGCAUCUAGCCCAAGGAGACAUGAAGAUGAGGAGUACUAUCUUAAAAAAAUUGUUUUAUAAAAGAAAUCCCUUCUCUCCUCGAAACUUGAUCAUCAAGACGCUACUUGGUAAAGAUAAGUCUAGUUUUGGUGACCCACCAAAGAUGUAUAGACCACGAAUGUUUCUUUAAAUAUCUACUUAAUUUCAAUUAGUUUUGUGUCGUGUUUUGUAUGCUGUCUCUGUGCUUUGCUUUAAAUUAAAAAACGUUUCGUUCAAUUUGUUUUCUGAA
Melitaea cinxia (Glanville fritillary) is the source of this 3213-nucleotide messenger RNA. RefSeq lists its product as uncharacterized. The coding region runs from base 1 to 3114 and encodes 1037 amino acids. The record is from RefSeq and is a predicted model, not a curated record. Lineage: Eukaryota; Metazoa; Arthropoda; Insecta; Lepidoptera; Nymphalidae. The transcript is spliced from 3 exons.